Messenger RNA from Cucurbita moschata (crookneck pumpkin), 1448 nucleotides. Its product is annotated as guanylate kinase 3, chloroplastic-like. The transcript has 2 exons. Gene Ontology annotation, biological process: purine nucleotide metabolic process. Gene Ontology annotation, cellular component: cytosol. NCBI's taxonomy places the organism in Eukaryota, Viridiplantae, Streptophyta, Magnoliopsida, Cucurbitales, Cucurbitaceae. The coding region runs from base 183 to 1070 and encodes 295 amino acids. The record is from RefSeq and is a predicted model, not a curated record. Gene Ontology annotation, molecular function: GMP kinase activity.
CCCAACCCAUGAGCCAUUCCCUCGGCCACUUGAAGAACCGAAAAUUUCUCAAGCGAUUUGAUUUCACCCUGUCGUGCGCUUCAACCUUUUGAAUCCAGCGAACCAAAUUCCAUUCCCCAAGGCUGUUCCAGAGUGAAUUGGUUGGGAUACAGCGGGCUGCUCUCACCGUUCUACAUCUACCCAUGUCUUGCAGAUUCUUCGGCGCCUAUCUUUCCCGCUCUGGAAAUCUCCGCAUAAAAUUCCACAACCCCAUUUCCCUUACCAAUUUCCUCAACCCCAAAUCAAUCAAAUCCAAACCCAUUCAACCAUUCCCUCGAACCCCAACAUUUUUCUCAUCCAGUUCUAAAAUGGGUGAUGCUCGAAGACCGCUCUCCGCCAACAUUCCGCCACCAGACAAAGCCGAACGAUCGGAAUUGCUGCGAUCACUCGAGUUUUCGCUCAAUUCUGGGUUUAGCUCCGAGCCAUUGUUACCGAAACCGAGCCCUUUGAUUAUUGUUAUCAGCGGUCCAAGUGGGGUGGGGAAGGACGCUGUGAUUAAACGAUUGAGAGAGGUUCGAGAAGGGCUACGUUUUGUCGUGACAGCGACGAGUCGGUCAAUGCGACCUGGUGAAGUCGAUGGAGAAGACUAUUAUUUCGUCUCUAAGGAAGAAUUUCUGGCCAUGAUUGAGAGGAACGAGCUUCUGGAAUAUGCGUUAGUGUAUGGGGAUUACAAGGGCAUUCCCAAAAGGCAAAUUAGGGAAUUCAUGGCACAAGGGUUUGAUAUUGUGUUGAGAGUAGACAUUCAAGGGGCCGAGACAUUAAGGAAAAUCCUUGGAAAAUCUGCUGUGUUUGUGUUCUUGAUGGCGGAGAGUGAGCUUAAACUGGUGGAGAGGUUGAUUGAUAGGAAGACGGAGACGAAGGAGUCAUUGUUGGUGAGAGUUGCAACGGCUAGAGAGGAAGUAAGACAUGUUAAGAAUUUUGAUUAUGUGGUUGUGAAUGCAGAAGGGAAGCUGGAGAAUGCGGCUAAGCUGGUGGGAUCCAUUAUUGAUGCUGAGAAAGCAAAGGUCUGGCAGAGAAAUGCUUCCGUUUAGAUACAGAUUUGAGGCAUCAUUUUGUAAGGUGUGAUAAUCAUCACUCGAAGAUGGCAAAGUCUGAUUUCAUUCAGCUACCGCUGCAUACUGCGAUUCUUACUCGUUAACGAGUUUCGAAAUUUUGUUUUUCGUUCUAAUACCCAAAUGUCAGUUGAACUGAAACCUUAUGAGCUUCAAAUUUGUUUAGACAGUUGAGUUAAACAAUAACUUCAGGCAGCAUAGACAGGACUGACUGCUCCAGAGAAGGUUUAUAUUACUCCACCAUGGUAAUGCUGAUGAACUUUCAAAUUUCAUAUCCAACAUGGUUGUUACUAUUACUAUCAUACUACUCCUAAGUGAAAUCUCAAUAAAGUUCUACUUUUGGGGGCUUCGACACUA